Molecule: messenger RNA, 1181 nt
Organism: Cokeromyces recurvatus
Lineage: Eukaryota; Fungi; Mucoromycota; Mucoromycetes; Mucorales; Mucoraceae
Exons: 1
Source: RefSeq, a predicted model, not a curated record
AAAAUAAAUAAAUGAUUAAAUAAAAUCUAGCCCUUUUUUCCUUUUCAUUCUUUUUUCCUCGUAUAUAGGAUGAAUAAACAAUAUCCAAGAUUACCUUCCAUAUCGACACUUUUAACAGGCCCUCCUCCACCUAUGAUGAUAAUGAUGGAUAAAACAUUGCCUGAAACAGUAGUAGUAUCACCUCUAUUAUCACCUGUAGAUUCAUACGCUUCUUCUUCUCCACCACCACCAAGUUCGUUACAUUCACCUACUCUUACUUCUUCAUCAUCUCAUGACCUUUCGCUACCAAAGAAAUCACAACCACAUCCUCAUGCAUGGCCUACUUUAUUACCUCGACCACCGAAAAGGGUACGUGAACAACAGUCGAUAGAGGACGAUCCGUAUCCUCCUUUACCACCCAUGACACAAAUUAUUUUGUCAGAAUCUGGAGAACCGAUUUUAAAACGUAGAAGAGGACGUCCACCGAUCAUGACGGAGGGGAAUAGAAUCUGUACUUUCUUGACACCUACUGUCUGGGAUGUCAAACAUCAUCACAUAUCACCUCUACUUCAGACGUCAUCAUCUUCUCAUCAUGUUAAUUCCAAAAGGAACAAUAACAAUACUAUGAUAAUGACCUUUAAAACAGCAGCAGCAACAGCAGCAGCAACAACAACAACUACUACUACUACUACAUCAUCGCCACACUCCAAUUUGAAAAUAGAAGCGUCUACUACACCACCACUUAAAAAACGAGGUCGUAAAUCCAAGCACCAAAUGAAAGGGAAUUCAUGUUUUUCAUGGAAAGAUUUGGCUACCACUAAAUAAAUAUAUUUUAUUGUUCAAUGAUCUUUCUUUCCUUCUCCUCUUCCCCCCCUUCCUUUUCCUGAUUUAUUAGAUAAUAAUAAUUUUAUAACCCCGGAUAAUUUUCACCCUCCCAAUUUUUUUUUUUUUUUUAACAACAACAACAACAAAAAAUGUCAAUAAAAAGUUUACCAUUUCGACUACUUCAAAGACGAGCUUAUACAGCAUUAAGUUAUCACAAAUAUUCAAUCCAAUCCUCAACUGACUCACCCAUUCUAAUUUGUCAUGGUUUAUUUGGUUCAAAGCAGAAUUGGUCAUCACUGGGAAAGGCCCUAAGUAGUCGACUUCAUCGAGAUGUGUAUACGAUUGUAAGUAAGCCGUUCAUAUAUAUAUAUAUAUAC